Messenger RNA from Ilex paraguariensis (yerba mate), 1693 nucleotides. The record is from the annotation of a GenBank genome assembly. NCBI's taxonomy places the organism in Eukaryota, Viridiplantae, Streptophyta, Magnoliopsida, Aquifoliales, Aquifoliaceae.
AUCCAAAUGGACCAAUGUAUUACAAUGGAGUCUACCAUCUCUUCUAUCAGUACAAUCCCAAAGGUGCUGUUUGGGGCAACAUUGUGUGGGCCCAUUCGGUAUCAACGGACUUGAUUAACUGGAAACCAUUAGAGCCCGCAAUCUACCCUUCAAAAGUGUUUGAUAAAUACGGGUGCUGGUCCGGGUCGGCCACAAUCCUCCCGGGUAACAAGCCCAUCAUUCUCUACACUGGAAUAAUAGAUGCAGACAACACACAAGUCCAAAACUAUGCAGUACCAGCCAACCUCUCGGAUCCAUACCUCCGAAAAUGGGUCAAGCCCGACAACAACCCGUUGAUAACUGCAGAUGCGGGCGAGAAUAAAACCGCGUUCCGUGACCCGACAACUGCUUGGUUGGGCCAAGAUGGGCAGUGGAGAAUUUUGGUUGGUGGUAAGAGAGACCGUAUGGGGAUUGCACAUUUGUACAAGAGUAGAGAUUUCAUGAAAUGGACAGAGGCCAAGCACCCUUUACAUGCCAAGGAGAAAACGGGUAUGUGGGAAUGCCCGGAUUUCUACCCGGUUUCGCUCCAUGGUACAAAUGGAUUAGACACUUCAGUGAUGGGACAAGGCAUUAAGCAUGUCCUAAAGGUUAGCCUUGACCUUACAAGAUAUGAAUAUUACACAUUAGGGUCAUAUAACCCGAAAAAGGAUAAGUAUGUCCCGGAUAACACAUCGGUUGAUGGUUGGAAAGGAUUGAGAUAUGAUUAUGGGAAUUUUUAUGCUUCAAAGACAUUUUUUGAUCAUGCUAAGAACAGAAGGAUUUUGUGGGGUUGGGCUAAUGAAUCAGACACCACUAAAGAUGAUGUCGAAAAGGGUUGGGCUGGAAUUCAGCUUAUUCCAAGAACAAUUAGGAUUGAUCCUAAUGGAAAACAGUUGUUGCAAUGGCCAAUCCAAGAGUUAGAAACUCUAAGAGGACAGAAAGUCCAGCUGAGGAAUCAAAAGCUCAAAAAGGGUGAUCAUGUUGAAGUUAAAGGGAUAAAAGCUGCACAGGCUGAUGUUGAAGUAACCUUCUCAUUCCCAAGCUUGGACAAAGCAGAGCCAUUUGACCCUAGCUGGAAUGACAUUGAUGCUCAAGAUGUCUGUAGCAAAAAGGGUUCAACUGUUCAAGGUGGACUUGGGCCUUUUGGGCUGUUAACACUGGCUUCAGCAAACUUACAGGAAUACACUCCUGUAUUCUUUAGAGUUUUUAAGGCACAGAACAAGCAUAAAGUUCUCAUGUGCUCUGAUGCAACCAGCUCAUCCUUGGCUAAGGGAUUGUACAAACCAUCAUUUGCAGGCUUUGUGGAUGUAGAUUUAGCUGAUAAGAAGCUUUCUCUCAGGAGUUUGAUUGAUCAUUCUGUAGUGGAAAGCUUUGGCGCCGGAGGAAAAACAGUGAUAUCAUCUCGGGUUUAUCCUACGCUGGCAGUGUUGGACAAGGCUCAUCUGUAUGUAUUCAACAAUGGCACUGAGACUGUCACGGUUGAAACAUUGGAUGCCUGGAGCAUGAACAAGCCUCUUGAGAUGAACUAAAGAUGGAGAGAGAAACAAAGAAAUCUUUAGGGUUUCUUUUAUAUUUGUAUUUUAAAAAUAAUUUCUUGUACAAAUUUGUGUUUAUGUAUCCAAUGGAUUCAAGAUAUGGAAUUUAAAUAAUGGUAUCUAUGGAUGAUAUCAGCUUU